CAACAAUUAUACAUAUUCAGAUCAGUAUGGCCGUAGAUGAACCCCAAGUUGUGGCCAUCAAAAUCAAAACAGAGCCCAUCGUCAAGCCCAUCCAGUUGGUUGACAUUGGAUUCCUGCAGCGAGAGUCCACCUAUGUGAAUUGUCCUGCCUGUGAGCGCGCAGGAUCGAGUGUUGUUCAACUGGAGGCUGUCACUUGUCUACAAAGACUGCUGGGCCUUACAAAGCUCUUCAAGACUUGGCGUGGACGUACUGACAUAAAUCACUACUGCAGCAACUGUGGCUGCUAUAUAGGCCGAUUUGUGCCUGUGGGCUGCAGCGAGCGAUGCAUUUCGCGUUCUGCCAAACGCAUGGCCGCCGUGGAUGACAUGACGCUGAAGACGAAGCCGAGGGAUUGUGCGCAAACCGUGCAGAAGUCCCGCGAACGCGUGUUGGCCAAACGUGCGCAGGAGCGGGCCGAGAAGCAGGCUAAGAGGGAACAACAACAAACUACAGUCGUGACUGUCGAACUGGCGCCCCAAGCAAAAGCUUAGCGAGCUUAACGUUGGUGCAUGCCACGACUAAAAGAAAUCUGCCACAAAUAAGCUUUUCACCACCAAGCUUUGGCAAUAAUCAGCUAGAGCCGGGUAUACAUAUAUUAACAAUAAAUUUC
Messenger RNA from Scaptodrosophila lebanonensis, 649 nucleotides. RefSeq lists its product as uncharacterized. The record is from RefSeq and is a predicted model, not a curated record. NCBI's taxonomy places the organism in Eukaryota, Metazoa, Arthropoda, Insecta, Diptera, Drosophilidae. The transcript is spliced from 2 exons. Bases 27 to 530 code for a protein of 167 amino acids.